This is a messenger RNA of Alternaria viburni, 753 nucleotides long. RefSeq lists its product as uncharacterized. The transcript has a single exon. The record is from RefSeq and is a predicted model, not a curated record. Bases 1 to 753 code for a protein of 250 amino acids. NCBI's taxonomy places the organism in Eukaryota, Fungi, Ascomycota, Dothideomycetes, Pleosporales, Pleosporaceae.
AUGCCUCACGCAACCCAACAUCCAGCUCUUGCGCUCGCCACCUCUCCCACGAAAACAUCGGUUACGCCGAAUGGUAAAGUUCGAUCUGAUAGCUAUAUGAGCGUUCACGAAAGGAAGGACCUGCAGCAAGCACAUGCACUGAACCCACUCGACCCUUUUGAAGUUGACGGUACACCCGUGAACGAGUGUUCAACUGCAGCACCAUCCGAAUAUGACCUCAAAGAGCUGAGAUCAACCCUCACUGAAGCCAGGAAAACCAUGUAUGCUGCUAUGAAGAGAUACAGCGACCUACACUGGAUCGGCGAGCUUAUUUACGAGCUCCCAAGUUCACCUCAGGUCUAUGCCGUCUCGGAAACACCAGUCGAGGAAUUAGAUCACCCAUCACAGGAGACUCUAGCGAAAGCGCCACGUCCCCCUCCUCCGAAACCAGAGCCUCUCUCUCGCGAUGACUUCAUCACACUGCUGGAGGAUGAAGGCCUAACCUGGCUUCUCGAGCACUUAGACACACUACCCGUUCUGGAUGACUAUGCAGUCGUAGCCACCGAGGACCCCAAAAAUAAGCGCUGCAGAGUCGGUAAGCCCAUCGGUAAGAUUCUGAAGAAGGAACAAACUGACGAUCUUAAGAGGAGGCUGUGCUGUUUACAUGCGACCAAAGGUGGCUUUGAACAGCAAAUGAAAGUUAACAAGGGGGAAAACCCAUGGAAGUGUUGGCCACCAAAUGCUGAUGAGGACAAGGAAGUAGUUACGAAGUAA